AUGGCGCUGGAGCUGGCCAAGACCGCGGAGAACAAGAUCUUCGACUUUUUCGAGCGCGAGGACGCGCUCGCGCGCCUCGGCCGGCUGCACAGCCACACGCUGGGCGUCGCGGGGGACGUGCUCAAGGCCCCGAAACCGCAGGAGGUCACGCACAAUGUGCUGGAUCUGGCGGUGCAGAAGGUGGUGGAGAAGCUCUCCUGGAAACUCAUGACCGAGGCCCACGCCACCCCCACCAGCGUGGGAGUCCCGGCGCUGCUGGACCUGUGCAUCGCCGGCGUGACCAGCAACUUCCUGAUCAACAGCACGCCCUACAAGGUGCUGGAGGACCUGAUGGAGGGCCAGACCAUCAGCACCUGCGAGAUGGUGUGGGAGCUGCUGGAGUCCCGCAAGGACAAGCUCACGACGGGCCGCACGACCAAGGCGUCGCUGUGUUUACUGAGGAUGUGCAACGCCCUGCUGCGUCGCUUGUCCAAGACGCACAACAGCGUCUUCUGCGGCAAGAUCCUGGUCUUCUUAUCGUUCACGUUUGCCCUGUCCGAGCGCUCUGCGGUCAAUCUGACGGGCAAGGCGAACGUGACUAAUAUUGACAAUGACCCGAGUGCGGAUGUUGGGCCGAUCGACUACAACCUCUAUCGCACAUUUUGGGACCUGCAAAGCUUCUUCCGUGAGCAUCAAAUGGCCACGCACUCGGCGGAAAACUGGGAAAAGUUUUUCACCGAGCUGAAUGUGGUACUCGCCGCUUUUGAGGGCAAUGCAUUCUCCCCGGAUGACCUUGAGCGCUCGCGAGACUUGAGUGGUGGUGGCCCCAUCCACUCGGCAGAUGUGAUCAUGCACGAGGAUUCUAGCACGAACCCUGCAGAGCAGGGCUCCCAGGAACACUUUUUCCAGCCGAAGUACCUGACCAACAGCCGCCUCUUCCGACUGCAGCUUCGCGACCCGAUUCUGCGAGAAUGCAUGCUGACUCAAUUCCUCAUCCUUUUCAACGACCUGGCGAGGGCCAAGCCUCCAGCAGGAAGCACGACUCCGAAAGCCAAGUUUGCAGACCUGACCGAGCGUGUUGUUGCACUGCUCAAGCAAACGCCGUCUGACGGCGAAGGAUUCAGCGAGAUGGUCUCGUACGUUCUCGAACGCGAGCGCAAUUGGGUCAAGUGGAAGCAGGAAAAGUGCCGGGAAUAUGAGAAAUAUCCGUCUGCGGCGGACAAGGAGGGAUCUGCUCCUAAACCCGUGGUGAAGCGAGCUCGUCGGCAGCUCACGUCCCCUCUGCUGGAGCAGAUUCUAUCAGAAAGCUCAAAGCCGUCACAGAUUCUGGAGAAGAUCAAGGGCAAAGAACGAGCCUCAGAGGUCCCUUUGUCAGCGUACACGGAGCGCUUCAAGGAAGCUUGGGACCCCGAAAACGGAAUCGAAGAGGAGUACUGGCCGGACAAGGAUGAGAUGGUUUGCUGGCGAACUAUGCGCGCGGCAAUGAAAGGUAGUGUGGAUCAUCUCGACUGGGCGGUCAAAGGUACUGGGGCCCUAGUUAAGGCUGUCCUUGGCAUGGAAACCACCGAUGCAAAUAAGGACACGACGGACGCUGCAGCCUCAACACCCCGGCAAUCCUCGUCUAGUGGAGAUGCUGAAGUUGUCAAGAAAGAGCAGGAGUCUGGUAGGGAGGCGACCAAGGACUCGUCUGGUAUCAAGCGGAAGCGCAGCGACUCACGUGGUGAAGCAUAAGUGCAUUGUUAGGCUCGGAGCUGCAGAUUUCUUGAAAUGAUGAAUGUACUUUCAUUUUCAUGACGCAAC
Messenger RNA from Phytophthora sojae, 1779 nucleotides. RefSeq lists its product as hypothetical. Gene Ontology annotation, cellular component: THO complex part of transcription export complex. NCBI's taxonomy places the organism in Eukaryota, Oomycota, Peronosporomycetes, Peronosporales, Peronosporaceae. The record is from RefSeq and is a predicted model, not a curated record. Gene Ontology annotation, biological process: mRNA export from nucleus; regulation of DNA-templated transcription elongation. The coding region runs from base 1 to 1710 and encodes 569 amino acids. The transcript has 6 exons.